GAGGCGGCGGCCCUGGCUUCUCCUUGCUCCCCGGGUUCCGUGAUGCUCAGGCGGCUCCUACCUACUCAUGCAUAAGGAUGCCUUAGAAAAAUACCAUGGACAAAUAUAUUAAGGUGCAAAAGAUUGGUGAAGGAUCUUUUGGGAAAGCAAUUCUAGUUAAAGCCAAGGAAAAUGGCAAACAAUAUGUUAUUAAGGAGAUCAAUAUAUCCAAGAUGUCAAAUAAAGAGAGAGAAGAAUCAAGGAGAGAAGUUGCGGUGUUGGCAAACAUGAAACAUCCAAAUAUCGUCCUGUAUAGAGAAUCUUUUGAAGAAGGUGGCUGUCUUUACAUAGUGAUGGAUUAUUGUGAAGGAGGAGACCUCUUUAAAAAAAUUAAUGCACAGAAAGGUGCCUUGUUUCCAGAAGACCAGGUCAUGGAUUGGUUUGUACAGAUCUGUUUAGCAUUGAAACACGUACAUGACAGAAAAAUUUUGCAUCGAGAUAUAAAGUCACAGAAUAUAUUUUUAACCAAAGAUGGAACAAUCCAGUUGGGAGACUUUGGCAUAGCUAGAGUUCUUAAUAGUACAGUGGAGCUUGCUCGAACAUGUAUAGGAACGCCAUAUUACUUGUCACCAGAAAUCUGUGAGAACAAGCCUUACAACAAUAAAAGUGACAUAUGGGCUCUUGGUUGUGUUCUCUAUGAAAUGUGCACACUGAAACAUGCUUUCGAAGCUGGUAACAUGAAAAAUCUGGUACUCAAGAUAAUCUCUGGAUCAUGUCCUCCUGUUUCUCUGCAUUAUUCCCAUGAACUCCGGGGUCUGAUUUCACAGUUAUUUAAAAGAAAUCCUAGGGAUAGACCAUCUGUCAACUCCAUAUUGGAGAAACUUUUUAUAUCUAAACGCAUCGAAAGAUUUCUCACACCUCAGCUUAUUGCAGAAGAAUUCAGCCAUAAAGUAUUCCAAAAGUUUGGACCUCAUGCUGGACCAGCAAAGAGACCAGCUCAAGGACAGAACUUGGCCUCUGCUGCACCUGCUCAGAAAAUUACCAAACCUGCUGCUAAAUAUGGAGUGCCUUUAAUACUUAAGAAGUCUGGGGAUGCAGCUAAAAAGUUCCAUGAAAAGCCUUUAAUUAAAUGUAGACAGGCCCUUCCAUCUCCAAUGAAGAAAGGGAAACCAGUAGAAGAAAGGAGGAAAAUGUUUGAGGAAGCCGCUAAAAAGAAAAAGCUUGACAUCUUUGAGAAGGAAAAACGACAGCGUGAACAGAUCAGUUUCAUGAAAGCUGAGCAGAUGAGAAGGCUUGAGAAAGAAAGGAUGCAACGAAUAAACAGAGCCAGAGAGCAAGGUUGGAGGAAUGUGCUCAGCACAGGUGGAAGUGGUGAAAUCAAGGCUCAAUUUUUUGGAGGCGGAGGACCUAUUGUGCCUUUACCUAUGCCUGGUCGAGGACCAUAUGAACACUAUCAUGCUAUUUUUGAUCAGAUACAGCAACAAAGGGAAAAUAUCAAAAUAACAGAGGGGAAGGAUGCUGAAUUGAAAGAAAAGCCUGGUCAAGAGCCCAUUGAAAGAGGGCUUCCGCCUGGAGUUCAUGCAGGAGUUCCUAAUGGGCCUGCAGGUCACCAUCACUCACCUGAUGCUGAUGCAAUUAGGAAAAGAAUGAAAAGAUUGGAGGAAGUGUCUAGACAAGCCAGUGCAAACAGGCAAAAAGGAUGGGUAGCUGCAGAAAGAGCUAAACAAGUUGAGGAAUUCUGGCAACGGAAGCAAGAAGCCAUGCAAAACAAAGCUCGUGCCGAAGGACAUAUGGACACACUGCAAAGCCCGACAGCUAUCUAUGGAGGCAGGCCCAUUUCUUCAAGAGGAAGGAAAGCCAGAAACAAGGAGGAAGAGGAAUACUUGGCAAGACUAAGACAAAUUAGACUUCAAAACUUCAAUGAACGUCAGCAAAUUAAAGCUAAACUUCGUGGAGAAAAGAAUGAAGCUGGUGGUUCUCCUGUGCAUGAAAUAAAUGAAGAAGCAGAACUACGACGUAAAAAAAUUGAAGCGCUGAAGGCACAAGCAAAUGCCCGAGCUGCGGUCCUGAAAGAACAGCUGGAACGAAAAAGAAAAGAAGCAUAUGAAAGAGAGAGGAGAGCUUGGGAAGAACAUCUGAUAGCCAAAGGGGUAAAGAAUCCUAUGGGAGCUGCAGAAUUAAGUCCUACACAUGUAAAGCAAGAAGUUGGAGGUUCUCCUACCAGGCUGUUGAAGCCCAGUUCACCACAAAUCAUCUCCAUGACUUCAGCUUUGAAGGAAGUGGGUGCGGAUGAAAAUGCUGCAGUUGCCCAGGAAACCCCAGCAGAAAUAAAAUCUGAUGUUGGUGUUCAAAACAAGCGAGAAAUACUCCGAAGACUGAAUCAAAACCUGAAAGUACAGGAAGAUGUGAAAGAAAAAAAUGAGCCUAAAGGCAUCUGUGAAAUAGCUGUGGCUGAUGACAAUAACCAGCAUCCAGAAGAAAGGUGUCCGGUUUUAGCUGAUCGUAAGAAAUGGGACGCAGGCGCGCAACUUGUGGUUCCACUAGCACAAUUAACAAUGGAAGAAUCCCUCUGUGGUACAGAAGCACAUACAUUCGGAGAGGUUAUUAAGCUAGAUAUUGCUGAACCUCAUCGAAAAGUCUGGGGCAAAAGUCCCACUGAUUCAGUGCUGAAGAUACUUGGAGAGGCUGAGUUACAACUUCAGACUGAUCUGCUAGAUGACUUAAGUAUUACCAAUGAAGUUCCAAAGGAAGCUUUAACAGAAGGAGAGAAUAAUGAAAUGAAAGAGGCAACUCCUGUUGGAGAAGAAUCAUCAGUUGAAGCAGAUAAUUCCGAAACGAUUACAACUGAAAAGCUUCAUGCGCUGGAGUUCAGCCGGUUGUCGCCCAAGCCUGAUUUGAUGGAUGAGCCCGAUGACUUGGAAGCAGAAUUAUUAGAAGAAACCAACAACAAUAAAUGCAAAACAAAUGAAGUCCAUGUUAGAACUGAUGUGUGGGUUAACGAAGGAAAAGUAACGGAAACAGUGUCACAGGAUCAAACUGAUAGUAGCCAGUAUGACAACAACGAAGAUCUGGCUGAAGAAAAUAGCAUGUUGAAAAAAUUGUCACUCGAUGAUGAAGCAUCAGUUGAGACCCAUGAUUCUAUGCAACCUGAACCCUUUUUCCAGAAAGUGGCACAGCAUCAACCAAGAUUAGCAGCUUUUCCAGUUCUGUCAGCACAGUCUUCCCUUGACGAUUCUCUUCCGACAAGGUCACGUUCUGUAUCACCGGAAAAAACGAAAGGCAAAAAUUCACUCUUGAUAGGGCUUUCUACUGGUCUCUUUGAUGCAAAUAAUCCAAAGUUGCUGAGAACUUGUUCACUCCCAGAUCUUUCCAAGCUAUAUAGAACAUUGGUUGAUGUUCCAAGUGUUGCCGAUGUACAGAAUCAACAGAAUCUUGAAAUAGAGGAUAUGGAAGAUGAGCCUGUCAAAGGAGGACAUUCUGAUUGUGAAGACAUUAUGUUCGGGGAGGCAGAUACAGAUUUGCAGGAGCUUCAGGCUUCGAUGGAGCAAUUACUUAGAGAGCAGCCCAGCGAUGAAUUCAGUGAAGAGGAAGAAACAACUUUAAAAGCUGAAUGCCUAGCAAAUGGUACUGCGGUGGAUGAGGAUGACAACAAUCCCAGUAGCGAAAGUGCCCUUAAUGAAGAAUGGCAUUCAGACAACAGUGAUGGUGAUAAUGCUAGUGAAUGCGAAGAGUAUGAUAGUGUAUUCAAUCAUUUGGAAGAGUUGAGAUGUAACCUGGAGCAAGAAAUCGGCUUUGAAAAAUUUAUUGAAGUUUAUGAGAAAAUAAAGGCUAUUCAUGAAGAUGAAGAUGAGAACAUUGAAAUUUGUUCAACAAUAGUACACAAUAUUUUAGGGAAUGAACAUAAACAUCAAUAUGCCAAAAUUCUCCAUUUAGUAAUGGCAGAUGGAGCUUAUCAGGAAGACAAUGAUGAAUAACAUGCCUUGGUGACAUUCUGAGAAAAAUGUAGGUGUAUGGACUUUGUUGAGUAGAAUAACAAGGUACAAAUGAAAAACAACAGUUUAUUGAAGCAGACUUUAAAUCUUGUUGAUUGCGUGGAGAUGAAAACAUGACACUUCUCACUGAAAGGCUGUUUAUAGAUUUCCUUUGUCAUAUAGCUACAUUAUUUCAAAUGAUAACUGAAAAGGUUACACUUUGUUUAAAAUGAAUAGCAAAGAAUGUAAAGGUUGACUCAGAAAUUAUUUACGGUUUGAGAUGAUCAUGUAUGAAUAAGCCCAUGUCAUAUUUAGCUGCUCUUUGUUUAAAUAUAAGCAGUGAAAAAGAACAACCAAAACUAAAAGACCUCUUAAAAUUCUUUACAUCAAUGGUUUUUUGGGGUACUGCUGGCAUUAUUAGAUUUGACUUUGCUUUGUGUUCAAGAUAUUUUGUCAUGUCUCAGUAACAGUCUCCUUGAUCUUCAAUAUACAUUAUAUGGAAGUGCUUCUCAUUAAAAUCAGUGAAAUGUUUCCAUAUGAUGAGUGUUUACUCAGGGUACUUGAGUAUUUCACCUUAUUGUGUUCAUGUGCGCGUCUGUGUAUAUAUAGUUAUAAUGAAUAAUCUUCAGAAUUCUCUUCUCAUUAUUUCUGUCAUGCUUAAUUUACCAUUUGUUCCUCCAAAGCAAAGCAAAUAAGGUAUCAUUUUCAAGACUUGAUUUUAUUUCUGUCACAUCAGUUAAUGAAUGAGCUUGGUGCUGAAGAGAGAUUCUGCCAUUUUCUAUUCUAAAUCAUAGCAGCUUUCAAUGUGAAGAUUUCUUUUACUGUAGUAUUAUGUACUCAGUUAGCUUACUGCUCAUUUUGGGGCCUGUAAUUGGGAUCAUCCUAGCAGUGACUGAGUUCAAAGUUAAUACAAACAUUGCGCUGCUGCUGUUUUGAAAAUAAGAUAUGUAUCUUGCAGCCAGAUUAUCUGGAGGAAACAAGUUGAAUUUUACUCUGUCUGCUUGUCCGCUCUAAGAGAAGAAGGGGUACUUGAUAGGAAAAGAAACAAAUUCCUAUGAGAUGAUGACUUAAAAUAUUUCUGGUGUUCAACAGGUAAUAUCAGCAAGCUAGCUGAAUCAGCUGUAAUGUGUAACAUCCAGUUUUUCUAUUGAAAAAGUAGCUCUGUGUUCCCUGGCUAAUAAUAAUGUCAGGUGGAAAGUAUAUAUGUGAACUCACAAUUAUUCUAGCACUAAAUUUUAAAGUUAUGUUUUAUUUCUAACCACACAUAAUAAAUGCUUUUGUAUGAUUGUU
Elgaria multicarinata webbii is the source of this 5240-nucleotide messenger RNA. It is a transcript of the gene NEK1, whose product is annotated as NIMA related kinase 1. The coding region runs from base 96 to 3953 and encodes 1285 amino acids. The transcript has 35 exons. NCBI's taxonomy places the organism in Eukaryota, Metazoa, Chordata, Lepidosauria, Squamata, Anguidae. Gene Ontology annotation, molecular function: ATP binding; protein kinase activity. Gene Ontology annotation, biological process: protein phosphorylation. The record is from RefSeq and is a predicted model, not a curated record.